UCGAGAGUUCCAUAAAUGCCUGACCCAGAGAAGGAGGAGAAAGAAGCAAACAUGUUCCAUGAAAUCCUGCAGGCCAGUGAGCAGAUAUUAGGCAGGACACACCAUUGGGAUGUUUCUCUCACUGAGAUCCAGUCUGACAACGGUGAUGAGGAGCCGGAAGGAGUCCCUUCUGAUAAUUAUGUGGACGGCACCACCGGGGUGGUGAGUGCAGGUGGAGGAAGAAAGCCCAUGAAAGCGUUUGCUGUCCUGCGAGAGAAAGCGAACGAACAGCAGAGACAGUUGGGGAAAGUCGGCAAGAAUCACCCAAGCCACGACGAGUCGAAGAAGUUACGGCUACCGUCCAUGAGGGUCAGUUGGCAAACACUGGGGCGCGGGGAAAGGGAAGCUGAAAAAGUCGACAGCAUUAGUCUGGUUUCAGCUGCAGACUCCCAGGGGGAAAACAUCAAUCGUGUGAUGGGGGGGCGGUCCCAGAAGAACCUUCUUUCCCCGCAGUGCAAGAUGUCGGUGAACGGCCAGCGAGGAGAGUGCUGGUGCGUGAACCCCUUCACCGGGAAGGUGAUCCAGGGGGCACCCACCGUCCGCGGAGACCCGGAGUGCCACCUCUUCUACACGCCGCAAGAGCAGGAGGAUCGGGGCGCGCACGCCCUGCGCAUGCAGUAGCCGGACGCGUUCCUGCUCCGUGGAGACAGCUCGGCCUGUCCCCAGUGCUGGAUUUUACAUGGGUUUCAGCGUGUCUAUUUAUACUCUGAAAGCAACUGGCUUUGUGCACUGCCCGGGGCCCUCGCUCUCUUGCCUCCAGCCCCGGGGGGCAGGACGGGGCUGGGCGUGCGGUGCCGGGGGGGCAGGGGCAGCUCUUGCUUUUCUUUCGGCUUUCCCGUCACCGAGAGCGAGAGCCGUGGCGGCUGUUGGCUCUGCCCCCCUCCGCAGUGUGCUUGGGAUGAGCGUGCUUCCAGAGACACCCCCCCCCGCCAAGCGAUAGCCUAGUGCAAGUAAAUCGGGCCCCUGCCGGAGGCGGAGGGGAAAGCCAAGCCGCCCUGUGCAACGUAGAGUCCUGCGCUCCCUGGACGUCUCCAAAGAGCCCCGGUGAUCGUGCUCAGAACGAGAUGGCUGGAAAUCUUUGCCCCCCGAGACCAAAGACUGUAAAUAAUGCAGGUCGCCUCCGCUGGACGCUCUCCGCCGGGCCCGGCUGCCGCGUGCCUGCCACGGGAGGGGGAAUUCCCGCGGCCCCCGUCGGAUCGCGCCAGGGCGCAGCUCAGCUGCUCCCUCCAGGGGCCACGGAGAGAGAGCGGAGCCGCCACCGCAGCGCCAGCCCCCUGCCCUGCGCGCUCACGUCUAGGCUGCUCCGCGGGGGGCUCGUUCUCAGCAGCAGGCCCUGAGUUACGACCCAACUCGUCAGGCGCCAGUCUGGGGCCGGGCCGGGCGACCUCGCCUCUGGUGGCCGGGAGCCUGACCGGUACGGGGGUAAUCCAGGGCCUGACCCUGAGAAGGGCCGGCCACCUGUGGUUAAAUUGCUGCUGUUGGAUGUGUCCCUGCGGGCCCUACGUUUUUUAGUGGAAGGAGCAAAUGCGGGGGGAGGGUUCUUGCAGAUUUAGGGUAACAGUCCAGGGAGUGUGUCUCUCUCUUUCGAAAUAGCAAAAACCCAUCUAAAACCUGCACUCCCACACGGCUGCCAACGUCCCUCGGACGGGGCAGGGAGCAUCAGCCAUUCAGUGCAGUAUAGAUAGUGCUUUGUAAAGCCCUGCACACACGCGCGCGCACACACACACACACACACACACACACAGAGAGACAUGUGUGCGCGCACACAGACAGGUGUGCAUGCACACAAAAGCGUGCGCACACAGAGGCAUGCACACACACACAGGUGCGCAUACACACACAGACAGGCGUGCACACAGACAGGCGUGUGCGCACGCGCACAGACAGGCGUGUGCGCACGCGCACAGACAGGCGUGUGCGCACGCGCACAGACAGGCGUGUGCGCACGCGCACAGACAGGCGUGUGCGCACGCGCACAGACAGGCGUGUGCGCACGCGCACAGACAGGCGUGUGCGCACGCGCACAGACAGGCGUGUGCGCACGCGCACAGACAGGCGUGUGCGCACGCGCACAGACAGGCGUGUGCGCACGCGCACAGACAGGCGUGUGCGCACGCGCACAGACAGGCGUGUGCGCACGCGCACAGACAGGCGUGUGCGCGCGUGCGCACACACACACAGGCGCGCACGCACACACACAGACAGGCGUGCGCGCGCACACACACAGGCGCGCACACACACAGGUGCGCACACACACAGACAGGCGCGCGCGCGCACACACACUCAGAGACAGGCGCGCGCGCACACAUUCUUUCUCUCUCGUAUAGAUUUAAUAAACAACGCCAGGAGCGGCAGGUGCUUUUGCCCUGAGGCUCAGGAGCCGAGGCCGUCUCUGCGGUUCCUUUACACGCGUCAUUUGUUCCUGCAGGAAACACCCAGAGGCGGGGAACAAGCAGCGAGCUUUUCUUUGCCUCCGGGGGACAGCUGCAGGGCAGUGACCCAUAGCACAACCCCUGGCUUUUAGAAGACGUGUCUACGUUCAGAGGGAGACGGGGCCCGCCCCUGCCUCAAACCCCUGAGCCGCUUUUGCCGCGGGCAGGGAAGUCGCAGCGCCUGGGUGCAAGUGGUUUCAUUUCGCAGGUGCUGGUGAGCCGGCAGGACUGGGAUUGGGAAGCCAAGGCAGAGCACGUGGGCCAGGAGUGGGGAGCUGGCCGAGUUGCUGGAGCCAGCAGUAGCCCUCGUGGACGGGCAGGCCGAAGAUGGACCGGGUUUUGGAAAACCUUCCAGCAGACAGCAAGUCCCUCCGCGGGGAAGCAAUGCAGGGACGCGCUGGGGGGGCAGUAACCAGCCACCGGCGCGUCCGAGUCCCUCGGAGGAGCUGCCGAGGGGGUGGAGCGCACCGUGUGCUGCCCAGAGACCUGGCGGAGGGGCUGCAUCUGGCCAGAAGUGGGCCUGUUUUUACCUGCCGAAAUGAAAGGCGGGGGCUUCUAAUGUCGCACAACUCCCGGCCUGGGCGUUCCCUCCGCUCGCUUGCUGAAACCUGGGGUAGGGUGAGACCAGACUGACCCCUUCUCCUUUUGCUCUCAGUAGUUGCUGCCCCGUUUACUGUACUUUCUCGUGAUCAAGUUGGCCCUUGGCGAGAAGAAGAACAGAACCAGUGCCUUCUAUUGGUAAAUAUCCCCCUGCCUUGAGCACAUACACGCACACAGCAUCUUCGUUACCAGUAACAGCUGCAGGCUUAAAGGCAGCUGCUGAGCAGUCACGGCCAAAGGAAGCCUCAAGGGUUAAGUCACACCCAGAAAAAAAAAUAAUCAGGAAGGGAUCCAAAUGCCCCAUGGAAUCAGCAACUAACACGCACUGAACCCACGGCAGUAACCCCCCAGCUCCUCCCUCUGUGGGGCAGAGGAAGAGGAGAUUAAAAGGAGGUUAGGAAGGAGAUUAAAAAGGGAGGGGCAGGAGUCCUCUCGGUUGUGCAUUUGCGUGUCUGUGUGCGUGUGCGCGCGCGCAAAGCCUCGGCGUCGUACAAAUUGGUGCUACCUGUUUUCUGUUAACAUCCGAGGGGGUUUGUUCUGCUUUUCACGUAAUGCUAGCGAGCAUCUGCUGCGGUCUGCAGUGUGUACCUUCUGUUUUGUUUAGAAAUCAUUAUGCUUUUUUUUUUUUCUUUUCUCUUUUGGAAAAGCUGAACUACAUAAAGUUGGAAUAAAUUAAACAAGAUGCCAAAAAAGUG
Pelodiscus sinensis (Chinese soft-shelled turtle) is the source of this 3766-nucleotide messenger RNA. The record is from RefSeq and is a predicted model, not a curated record. NCBI's taxonomy places the organism in Eukaryota, Metazoa, Chordata, Testudines, Trionychidae.